Molecule: messenger RNA, 738 nt
Organism: Didymosphaeria variabile
Lineage: Eukaryota; Fungi; Ascomycota; Dothideomycetes; Pleosporales; Didymosphaeriaceae
Exons: 2
Coding region: 1-738 (245 amino acids)
Source: RefSeq, a predicted model, not a curated record
AUGCACAUUUCUAUCUUCGAGAUCCGCGAAACGCAAAACCCCAGUCAUCCCAUAAAUCAAUACGGAAACGGAGAGUCCGUCAACCCGGCUCAGCUCACAGCCCCUUACAGUGUUGACAAGAUGGGAGAACCAUUUCAUCUCUCAAGUGUAUCCGCAAUUGGCGCAGACGCGCAGAAUACGCGCUUCGUGCCAAUGGCACGGGACAGCUAUAGUCUACCGCUUGAGAACACCGUGUCACUCGAGAAUACUGAAAUGGAUCUCACCCCAGAUAGCAACGCCGAUCAGCCGAGCCCGGCAACAACAACAUCAAACACCCGCUCCCAAUCCCUCUCACAAUCUGGCGGCAACGCCGGCUCAGGCUCACACUCGUCGUACUCACCCAGCCAGCACACGGAUCAUAUUCCCUACCGCCCUUCGCCUCGUAUGACGAACCGAACACCAAAUCAGUCCGCAUCCACACUCAACAACAUCUUCUACUCCACAAGUAACGACAUGAUGAACGCAAACUUCGCGUACGGCGAUACCACGGGUGGCAUACCUUCGGUAGGCGGAGACAUCGACUACAAUAUGGGUAUCUUAGGCAACGAUUGGGACAUGGGCAGUCUGGGCGCCGGCGCCGGCGGCACCGGCAUGACGCCAAUGUCUGAAGGCGCGUGGAACGAUAUGCUGCAAAACAUGAAUAUGGGAUGGGAUUCCGUGGGGCCGCCGCAUGCUGACCCUCUUCACAAAGGGGUGUAG